AUGGCUGUCACACCCACCCCACCCUACCUAGACCCCACCGCACACCUUCCAUUUACCUUUCCCACUUCUAUCCCCGUUUAUAGUCUCAGCGACACCUCUCCUCCGUUAAAGCCCUCACCGUCCUCAUGUACAUCAACCAUCAUCGACAACCUCCACCGUCGUCGCAGACCAUCCACCACCUUUUUACUCCACCUUUCUCUCCAACACCACUGCCCUCACCUUUCUCUCCAACACCACUUCAGUUGUUCAUGUUCAUCGACAAAUCCGACGAAGCCCAUAAUGAUGGCACCGAUAGUAGGUGAGUUUGAUGACGACAUGGAAGUAUUCAAGAGAAAACAUUGUAGCAGCGAAACCGCCAUGGCUGCAAACAAGUUCGCGACCAUGCUGCAUAACAAUACAAACAGGAUCACUCUAGUUCUCAUUUAUGCUGUUCUUGAAUGGACGCUUAUAAUCCUCCUCCUCCUCAAUUCCGUUUUCUCCUAUUUAAUCGUCAAUUUUGCCCAAUUCUUCGGCUUAAAACCGCCAUGUUUCUGGUGUGCUCGAAUUGAUAAAUUUCUCGAAUCCGAUGACAACAAUUUUCAAUACCAUCUAUGUGAGCUUCAUUCAAAGGAAGUUUCGCAUAUAGGGUUCUGUUCGAUUCAUCAAAAGCUAGCGGUAUCACAUGAUAUGUGUGAGGAUUGUUCAUCCUCCGAUCUGGGAUUUCAAAAAGAGUCAAGGAAUUUUGUGUUCUCGAAGGUGGAAAGAAUUGAUGCGAUUCAGAGUGAUGAAGAAGAUGAAGUGAAUUUGAAGUGUUCUUGCUGUAGAAUAAACUUUGAGAGAAAAAUUGUCAAUGAUUCUUCUUGUUUUGUUAUUCAUCCUUUGUGGGAUAUGUUGGGUAAUGCCAAGAAAGGGAAUUCCCUUGAUGAUCAUAUCGAAAAACUCGUUGAUGAUGACCAGAUAGAAUCGCUUUAUGUUGAAGAAACCAACAAAAUUGACGGUAAUGAAGAACUUGAAACAGAGGAAGCUGAGAUUGAAGUGAUUAGAGAUUUGAAUUCAUUUGAACAGAGUUUGAUUCAGUUUGAUAAAGGGGAAGAUUUAAAUUCACAUGAUCUUCAUUCCUUCAUUGAUUACAGUGGAAAUCAGUUGUUUCCAUUUGAAUUAAGUGAUCCGAAAACAGACGAAAUUCGAACUGAUCCAGAAGAAGAAGAUCAUGAGUUUGGGGAUUUUCAAAAAGCACAGGUGAAUUCAGGAGAAAUUUAUGAUUCCGAUCAUCAGAAAACAGAGGAAUCAUCUAAAUUUUCGGAGAAAACUGUUGCUUACCAUGAAAGUUUAAUUUAUUUCGGUAAUGACCAAGUUGUCGAUGAUGAACAAACUCAAGCCCCAUCAAUGGACACUGAAGAACUUCAAGAAAGAGAUUUAGAUAUUCGUUCAUCAGAAAUUGAUGAUUCUAUUCAACAGAAUACAGAGGCAUUAUCUAAGUUUUCUGAGAAAACAUUUGUUUCCCAUGAGAAUUUAAUUAAUUUCGGUAAUGAGCAAGUCGCCGUUGAUGAACAAACUCAACUCCCACCAAUCAACACUGAAGAACUUCACGAAAGCAAUUCAGAUAUUCAUUCAUCAGAAAUUGAUGACUCUGUACAACAGAAAACAGAGGCAUCACUCAAGUUUUCUGAGAAAACAUUUGUUUCCCAUGAGAAUUUAAUAGAUUUCGGUAAUGAGAAAGUCCUCAUUGAUGACAAAACUCAACUCCCACCAAUCAACACUGAAGAACUUCACGAAAGCGAUUCAGAUAUUGAUUCAUCCGAAACUGAUGAUUCUGUUCAUCAUAUAACAAAGGACCCAUCUACAUUUUCUGUGAGAACUCGUGUUUCCUAUGCGAAUUUGAUUGAUUUUGGAAAUGAACAUGUCACAAUUGAUGAACGAAUUCAAAUACCAUCGAUCGAUGUUGAAGAACUUCAAGAAAGUGAUUCCGAUAUUCAUUCAGUUCAUGAAGAAGAUGAUGUUUCAAUCGGAACAGAGAUUCCAGUUUUGGAUGCAUGUGAUGAGAUCAAACAAGAAGAACAUUCAACAAAUUCUAAUAUUUUGCAUUCAGAUCUUGAAAAUGAUUCCGAGGAAGAGAAAGCUCCGGAAACACCGUCUUCAAUUCAUAGCCUAAACCCAUUCCACAGGAAUUGGUUGAUUCCCGAGAUGAAAGAAUCGGUAACGGAAGAUUCAUUUCAUGGAAGUACAACUUUCGAACCUGUGAACACCGCCGAGAAGUUGAAAUCGGCUUUGAAAGCCGAGAGGAAAGCCUUACAUGAGUUAUACAGGGAAUUGGAAGAAGAAAGGAAUGCUUCGAUGGUGGCCGCUAAUGAGACCAUGGCAAUGAUAAACCGACUUCAAGAAGAAAAGUCGGCCAUGCAAAUGGAGGCGUUACAAUAUCAACGAAUGAUGGAAGAACAGUCGGAAUACGAUCAAGAAGCUCUACAACUCUUGAAUGAACUUAUGAUUAAAAAGGAAAAGGAAUUGGAAUUGUUCCGAAAGAAAGUGUUGGAACACGAGGCAAAAGAGAAGAGUAGGGUUUUGCGGGGCAGUACUAAAACGGGAACGUCAUCAAUUUCUUGGAGUCACUCCGAGGACGAUGAUGGAUUGUCGAUUGACUUCGAGGGGAAUCAAGAAAGCCAACAUCGGAAUCAAGAAAGUCAACAUCGGAAUCAUCAAAAUACCCCGAUUGAUUCGGUUUUGGACUUGGAGUCAUCGUUAGCGGACUUUGAGGAAGAAAGGGUGUCGAUCCUCGAACAAUUGAAAGUUCUAGAAGAGAAGCUUUUCACAUUGAGCGAUGAAGAGGAUCGACAUUUUGCUAACACAACAGUAACCGAGGACCAGUACGAAGAGAUUGGAAAUUAUGGCUUCAAUGAACAUGUUGUCGAAUAUACUGCAAAUGGAAUCGGGAAAAAUGGAAAACAAGCAAGGGUGAAGAGACUUCUUCCUCUUUGUAAUGCGAAUAGUACAUUGGGCGAAGAUGGUGUGACCGUAAGAAAUGGAUACGAGAACGGGUUUUAUUCCACGAAGUUUGAAGACACGGCUGUCACGCGAUUUGAACUUGAGAAGAAGAGAAUUGAUAUGGAAGAGGAAGUGGAUCAAUUGUACGGAAGAUCUUCGGAAUGUGAAUCUUCGAGCAAAAAACUAUACCGAAAAUGCCCUCCUUUGAGCCCCUACAAACACCCAAACGGGGUAAAAAGUGGUGCAUUGUGGAGUUGAGGUCCAUGGAGGCUUAUUGUUGUGUUGUGAUCAUUUCUCCAUGUUUUAUCUAUGCCUUUGUACAAUUAAUGUGGUUUCAAAAGCAACCCAAUUUUUCUUGAGGGCUUUUGUGUCCAUUCGUCUCUACUUUUGAAGGGGAAAAGGAGGAUGAUGGUCCAUGGUGUGUAGGCUAAUGAGGUUUUAGAAGAAGGCAAAAUUGCAAAAAAUUACCAUUUUUAGGAUGAUUUAAGUUCACAUCACGCUAAGUUAGUUUGUACUAUGUGUAUUAAUUAAAGCAUGUAUGUAAUACUUGGUCGCAUUCAAAUUCGUUGGAGAGGGUUAGAACUUAGAUGUACGAAUAUUUUUUAUUUUUUUAAUUUGUCUUUGGAGUAAGAAGAAAGGGCAAGGGGUCCUAUUCCUCAUAUUUUAUGUAUCCUUUUGAAAGUAUAUACAAGUUUGGUGUUUUGACUAGAAUUAAC
Messenger RNA from Lactuca virosa, 3674 nucleotides. NCBI's taxonomy places the organism in Eukaryota, Viridiplantae, Streptophyta, Magnoliopsida, Asterales, Asteraceae. The record is from the annotation of a GenBank genome assembly.